Spea bombifrons (plains spadefoot toad) is the source of this 1260-nucleotide messenger RNA. It is a transcript of the gene HSD17B7, whose product is annotated as hydroxysteroid 17-beta dehydrogenase 7. Gene Ontology annotation, biological process: cholesterol biosynthetic process. The coding region runs from base 86 to 1075 and encodes 329 amino acids. The transcript has 9 exons. The record is from RefSeq and is a predicted model, not a curated record. Lineage: Eukaryota; Metazoa; Chordata; Amphibia; Anura; Pelobatidae. Gene Ontology annotation, cellular component: endoplasmic reticulum membrane. Gene Ontology annotation, molecular function: 3-beta-hydroxysteroid 3-dehydrogenase (NADP+) activity; 5-alpha-androstane-3-beta,17-beta-diol dehydrogenase (NADP+) activity; estradiol 17-beta-dehydrogenase [NAD(P)+] activity.
GGACAGGCAUUCUACUAAUUCAUUUUGCUGUGAUGUUCUAGUCACCCGAUCCUCGCUACUCAUUCCUCCCUGUAGCUGAGCGGAAAUGCGGAAGGUCGUGGUUGUCACCGGAGCCAACAGUGGCAUAGGCCUGGCACUGUGUGAGAGACUUCUGUCCAAGGAUGACCAGAUCCGUUUAUGCCUGGCCUGCAGGAACACGCAGAGGGCCGAAGCUGCCCGAAUGUCCCUCUUGUCCUCUCAUCCAUCAGCUGAUGUCAGUAUUGUGCAAGUGGAUGUAGGUAGCCUUAAAUCAGUGGUACAAGGUGCAGAAGUACUUAAAGAAAGGUAUGGUCGAAUUGACUACUUAUACCUAAAUGCUGGUAUAAUGCCCAACCCACGGGUUAGCCACAAAGCUUUUAUCACAGGAUUAUUUUCCGGGAAAGCCAUCAGCAUGUUUGCAACGGGAGAAGGACUCUUGACACAAGAGGACAAGGUGACUCAGGAUGGUUUGCAGGAAGUUUUUGCAACCAAUGUUUUUGGCCACUUUAUACUGAUUAAAGAACUAGAACCUCUGUUAUGUCACAUGGAUAGUCCCUCCCACGUCAUCUGGACUUCUUCUAGCAAUGCAAGAAAGGGCUCUUUCCGUCUUACAGAUUAUCAGCACACUCAAGGCCAAGAACCAUACAGCUCUUCAAAAUAUGCUACAGAUCUGUUGAGUGUUGCUUUAAAUAAGCAUUACAACAAGCAGGGUAUGUAUUCCAGUGUGGUUUGUCCGGGUCUUGUAAUGACGAAUCUCACAUAUGGGAUCCUACCAUCUUUCUUCUGGACGUUUAUCAUGCCCAUAAUGUGGCUGAUCCGUGUCUUUACAAACACUUUCACCCUCUCACCAUAUAACGGAGCGGAAGCACUGCUGUGGCUUUUCAGUAGGAAGCCUGAAUCACUUGAUUUGCUAGCAAAACAUCACAGCUGCACUUCUGGUAUGGGCAAUAAUUAUGUCCAGUCCAUUAAGAUGGACCUCGACGAAGAAAGCAGUGAUAGAUUUUAUGAAAAGCUUCUAGAUUUAGAAAAUCAAGUUCGCAAAAAAAUAACCUCUUAACAUAAAAAUGAAUGAAAAGAACACUGGAUUCCCUUUUCUUCUUCCGUGAGGAAACAAUUACUACCUACCUAUUUGACAGAAUUAAUGGGGCAGUCUGGUGUCUCAUACAUUAUUACCAACAAAGAAUGCUUAUUAAAGUACUUUAAUAUACAUUCUUUACCUAUAGUAAAAAAUGCUGUACCCCA